Molecule: messenger RNA, 8206 nt
Organism: Ceratitis capitata (Mediterranean fruit fly)
Lineage: Eukaryota; Metazoa; Arthropoda; Insecta; Diptera; Tephritidae
Gene: bnl
Product: GATA zinc finger domain-containing protein 7
Exons: 6
Coding region: 4015-7563 (1182 amino acids)
Biological process (GO): positive regulation of cell population proliferation; positive regulation of gene expression; regulation of cell migration
Cellular component (GO): cytoplasm
Molecular function (GO): growth factor activity; fibroblast growth factor receptor binding
Source: RefSeq, a predicted model, not a curated record
GAAAUAAAAAAUAUUUUCUUCAAAUGUUAUGAAAUAAAACUAUUUUGCAUCAAUUUCCGUCGACGCCCCUCUUCUGUAAUAAUACUUUAAACAUAUUUAAAGGUAUUAAAAAUAAAAUUUUACAAGUCAAGCAUAAGUCAAAACAUAUAAUUAUUUGCUUAAUUCAUAAAAGUUUAGUGAAAAAAUGCAAUAAAUAAAAUAAAAAAUUGAAAGCGCAAUGCUAAAAAUUUCUUGCAACCGUAAUUGUGUAGAAAACAACUGUGAAGAUUAGAAAGUAUUAAAGCAUUGAGUAUAGCCGAAAACAAAAUAGCAAUAAAACAAUUAAAGAACACCAAAAACAAAAACAAAAAUAGAAACAAAUAAAGUUAGAAACAAAAAAUAAUGCUUACAAUUUAACGUGUGAGUGCCACUAAGCCGCACUGCCCUGUGAAAUGAUACAAUUUGUAAGAAGUGUAGCAUUGGCAACAACAAUAGCAACACAUUAACAAAUAAAAAUUUUAAAUUAAAUAAAGAGCAAAGUGACGAAAUACAGACAAACAAAAGCUGACAAGAUACAUUACUACAUUCUAGUCAAUUCCGACAGACACGCAGACGGGCAGAGAGGCAGAGAGGUAGAAAGGUAGAGAGGUAGAGAGAUGUUAGCUACAGCCGACACACAUUUAUGCACAUACCAAUGCAGCUACAUAUGUAUAUCCAUAUGCAUAUGCGUAUACAUAAGCUUAUAGAGAGCAAAUUAGAUACAUAUCUAUAUAUUUGCAUAUACUAUAAACAUAUCUUUAACAAUAUGUAUUUAUAUAUGUAUGUGAAUAGAUAUUAAGAUGUUAAAGAAUUAGUACAUGCAUCUAACAAAUGUACGUAUGUAUGUACAUAUGUGCAUAUGCGCGUUCAACGUAGUGUAGCCCCAAGUAGCGGGUGGAUGGGUAAACAGCAACUUUGUAAAAGUUGAAGAUACUUUGGCGGCUUAUAAACACACACGCAUAGGCGUAUAUGCAUUUACACGUGCGUGCAUUCAUACAUACAUAUGGGUGUACAUUCAUACGUAUGUACAUAUGUAUGUAUGUAUGUACAUAUAUGCUGUGCGAGUAUUUGUUUAUGUAAAUGAAAAAAUAAACCGACCGGCAAAUGCGCGUACUUAACACGGCGAGAAUAAAAAAUAUAAUAUAAAGUAAAGCAAAUAAAAAAAAAAAACAAAAAUAACAAUUCAGAUAAAUGAAACUACUUAAAUUAUAAGAGAAAAACUAAAUCAGCGGCACUAAGGAACACACACUUAUGUACAUUUAUAUGUAUGUACAUAUGUAAGUCUCACAGAUACACCCCUCGAGCAUAGAAUUGCAAGAAAAGCAAUUGAAAAGUGUAACAUUUGCCGCGCAUCCUAACCAACUGCCCAAACAAACCCACCAGCUACACCCGCACACUCCCCAACAUACAAAUACCUAUACAGAAAUGUAUGUAUGCAAUACUCGCAGCAGGCGCGCCACAAAAAAUUAACAUCUCUUACAGCAAACUCGCUAUCCAACACACGCCGACCGAACAACCAACCGGCCAACCGACGAACCCACCGACCGAUUCACCACCCAACCAAGCAACCACUAACUAAAACGCACUCAAAAAAUAGACGAAAAAAUACAAUACCACACAGAAAUACUUAUCUCACCGGCAAACAGCCGAAAAUCCAAUAACGAACUCUUACAAACCACUAAUAGCAGCCAAAAAGCCGACCGAGCUAGCCGGCCAUCGUCAGCGCCAACCCAACCAUCCGCCUGCUAGCUACCAGCUCGACAACGAACGCAGACGCGCGGCCCAGUAGUCGGCGAAAAAACGAGCAAUGAGCAGCAACGAAGCACGCGUCAAGCGAGAAUGAGUGAGCGGUGGUAGCGCGGUGGUGCGUAAAUACACGCAUACAGGCACAGAGCACCAAACGAGCAAGUCACCAAAACGACACAACACACACACAAACAUAGCAUGCAUAAGCACGAGUAUGUGGAGCAAAUUUCAAGCAAGUAGCGCUGAGCGUGGAGCGUUUAACAACCAAAUACCCUUGUGUGCGCGUGUGUGUGUCUGUUUCGUGAGCGCUUACGCCUCGGAGCUACUUGUCGUCUGAUUGACUUUACAUCAGUAUGCGGGCGCGUUCCAAGCGGUAUGGUGCGUUUAAGUAACCGAAAUUUUGGCAGUAGUAGUAGCCAUGGUGGCCGACAAGUGUGAAAGAUAAAAUCAAAUUUGAAUUUUGAAUUGUGAUUGUACAAGCCAAAGUCGAAAAGUAAACAAAAUCUGAGCCAUAACAACAAGCCGUCAGCUGUUACAGUUUAAAGUGCUAACGAAUAGAUGCGAAAGUGGAGUUAGGCAGCAACCUUUUCCCUCCAAAUAUCGCCAAAAUAUCAUUGAGUGCAGUGCCAUAGUGCCAGUGUUUAAGUUUCCCAGUUUUUGGCUCGGUUUAAUAACUUGCAGCAAUAACGUAGCGAUCAGCCGAUUAAGUGACACGAGUGAACGCGGUCGAAGUAAAAAAGGCGCGCGUAAGCGAAACAGCGGCAAUUAUGCUGUCCGCUAGAGUGGAUGCAAUGGUGGCAAACAGCGGCAGCGCAGCAAAGGCAAGCAAGGCUCUAAGUUCCCGAUGUGACUGUGCGACGAAUCUAAAAUGUAGAUGUUAAAUCAAGUGCAAGCAACAACAACAAUAGAAAAAGCGGUACUUACUUAUGUACAAGUAUUUGCCGGUCAUUAAGCGGUUUGUUAUGGAAAAAAAAGAAAAUAAUAAUUGAUAUUCGAAAAAGGAAAAAUCACUAUUUAUGCUAUAAGUAAAGCGCAAAUUUAGUGGCAACUAACUAUACAUACAUAUAUGUAUGCAUGAAGCAUGUGAAAGGGAAUAAGCUUUGGAUAAUAGUUUUAAUUUCCCCAGCGAUUAUGCAAAAAGUAAUAAUAGCAGCCACACGCUUCAAACUUGCUGAACAAAAUUACUUAUUAUGAUGAUAACAGUAAAAUCGUGGAUUCGAAUUAAACAAAGUGCUUGAGAAAAUAACGUCAACCCUAACAUCUAGUGCAUUGAACAAUAAGAAUUCACCGUUAUAGUUGCGUCAACACCGGUAUGAUCAGGAGAGCAACGACAACGACAACAACGUCCUUGGUGGAAAGUGCGAAAAAAUGCAUUAUCAAAGGGGAAGACGAAGAUGAAAAUCAACAGCGCCGACAAUUGAAAUCGAAUCGUGUAAAAUAUUGCAACAAUAUGGUGACCUAAAUACUUACGACGCGCAAAAGUAUGAAAAACCGGCCGAAAUAAAUCACUAGAAAUUUAAAAGAAUUAAGAUUUCAUAAAAAAAAAUACAAAUAAAUAUAUACAUACAUAUAUAUGUAAAAAUAAAAAGUGCCGCGAAAAAAAAUAUAUUUUCGAAAAUUUCAGAGUCAGCAAAUACAAAAGUUUCGACCAGCGAAAAAAAUCCGGUAUUGAAAAAAGUAAAAGUUAAUUGCAUUGAUUUAUUUUGCAUGCGAAAUUGUUAAGCCACGAAAUAAAACAUAGAAAUAUUUAAAUAAAAAACAAAAAAUUGCGUGCAUUAAAACGGUACAUACAUAUGUAUGUAAGUACAUCAUAAUAAUAUAUGAAGUGAGAAACAGGUAUUGUGUGUAGCAUCAGGUGUCAAUAAUAAAUUAUCAUUUUUUGUCAAUUAAACACAAUUGAGUACAAAAAACCUGCUCGCCAACUGCCUGCCCAGCUUCCAAAAACCUUUUCAGCCUGAAAAAACACAGUAAAAAUUACGAAAGCUGCGAGGAUUACCGAUGAUUACCGCGCGGCGUUCACUGUGAAGCGUGGAAAAUUGAAUUUAAACAAUUUAAUUUCAUGUCAAUAUCGCGUUAUUCGAAGCUAUUCUGAGGACCUUGUUGAGCAACCCUCCAGCGGCUGCUGGCUUACCGUAGCGAUUGAGACCUUUUGCCAGACAUCAAGAUUUCACGCGAAAAUUUUUACUUUUGCGAGCAUUCGACUGUUGGUCACGAACAUUAUUGGCUUAACGUCAGUCGGCUGUCUCGUUCAUGCGAAGGGAUUUACGUCUGUAUUGGAGGGCCCUAGCACUGCUGGGUGCCCUCCUUUCGAUAAUCAUUGAUUGGCCGGGCAUGAUGGUGUGUGCGAUGCCUGCGAUUUUAUUGCAGCCAAAUGCAACAACAACAAUAAAUGCAACAGCUACAAUGCAACAGCAACAACGACAACAUAUUGAUCAUUUAAUGGCAGCGAAUGCAUCAUUUCACAAUGCCACAACCACAACAAACACCAACAACACCCACCGCAGCGGCUUCGACGUUGAUGCCGUUGGCGGCUUACAGAUAGCUGAAGAUAGCUUCGCUUUAAAUAUUUACUUAAAUACAAUUGGAAAUGGUAGCCUUAAUAGCAGUAGCUAUGGUGAAAGUGAGCAGCAGCAACAACAAACAGAAGAGCAAGAGGAAGAGCAGCAAGAAGCUGAACAUACAACGGAAGAAUCGCCAAAAAGCAGUCAAGCGCGAAAUACCGCCACCCUUGCAGCCGUUAAUACGAACAGCAAACACUCGGCAGGCAACGAAAGCGAACACCAUGAGGGCGCCGACUAUGCGCCUGCGCAACACGCCCCACCAGCAUCGAGCGACGAUCAGUUGCAUAAUGCGCAGCGCAUUAAAGUGUUGAAUUUGAUAUCGAAUAAGCGUAAACGUAAAAAAUUCAGCGACCAAAAUGACGACGAUGAGGAAGCAGCGCUAGAAGCAAUAGAAACAACAACAACUACCACCGCCAAUAACAAACCACUUAGUGUAAGCGCAAAUAGUAUUAGCAAUAAUAGUAAUAAUUUCAUUCAUAAUAAUAUUAAUAAUAAUAAUAAUAAUCAAAAUAUUUUCAAAAAUUAUGAAAAUCAACAAAUGGCCGCGGCGCCAAAACGAACGUUAAGCCAGCUCGAAAAUACUACUCAUAACAAUAAAAAUAAUUAUAAUAAUAAUAACAAUAUUUAUAUAAAUUAUAUCGAAGAGCAAGUGCCAGCAACAAUCGAUGAGGAGGACGAAAGCGCGGGGGUUGCGGCGGUGACGGAACCAUCGUCACUGUUCACCACCACAUCGAGUACUGGUAGCGAUUACGACGAUCAAAACGAGCGCAGUAGUAGUCGCACCAGCACAUCGUACAGCCUUACAACAGCGACGCCCGACGAGGAUGCCGAUUUGUUGCAGAAUUCCGCGCCACAAUUACCCGCCUUCAAAUUCGCGUCCGCGCAGCAUACCGCCCUACUACUUUCGCGUACCGAACGUAGUGUACGUCAGGCCGCAGUACCAUCUGCCGCUCAAACUGAUAAGAAUAUCGAAAUGCGUGCGCGUGCGCCGUCCAUACCAAAUAGACGCGCAAUACGUCAUCAUGGCGGUGGUGGCGCAACUAAUAAUAAUGGCGGCAUUGUGCGACGUUCCUCUGACGGUAGUCCGAAAUCGAGAAGACUGAACAAUUUUAGAAAUAUAAAUGGCAGCAGGCAUCUUAUGCCCAGCAAUUUGGAUCGCAAUGAGCGCUCGACCAUCUCACAUUUGUCGGGUUUGUCGCGUAAAAUUCAGAUUUACAUUAAAAAUCGUUUCAUACAAUUAUUGCCGGAUGGCACGGUGAAUGGUACGCAGGACGACCAAAGUGAUUACACCAUUCUGCAGCGUUCGACUGUUGAUGUGGGACGCAUCAAAAUACAAGGCGUUGCCACCUGUCUGUAUUUGUGCAUGGAUGCAUGUGGCGCUGUUUAUGGUUCGAAAGAAUUCACUGACGACUGUGUCUUCAACGAGAACAUGGAGCAGCACAACUACAACACAUACUCAUCCACUUUUAAUUCGAAUACGCGGCGCGUGUAUUAUCUGGCGUUGAAUCGCCAUGGUGAGCCGCGUAAGCUGCAAAUACCGUCCACCCGCUCGCUCGGCAAAUUGGCCACAUACACGAAUGCCAUUACCGAAACGGUGGAGGAGGAACGCGUCGAACAGCUGAUAGCGAAGAAUUUCGGCGAGAAUCGCAUUAAGCACGGCUUACGCCAACUCUGUGAUACGGGCAAACCAUUGAUCGAACUGAUCGAUAGCAAACACUUCAAAGCGCUCCCCAAGUGCAAUCCAAAUUCUAGCAAUAGCAAUAGCGGUAGCAAUAGUAGUAGUAAUAGUAAUAGUAGUAGUAGCAAAAAAAGUAGCAGCAACGUUAGUGGCAAUGGCAGUGGCAACGAAAGUAGUAGCAGUAGUAGUACUAGUGGUAGCAGUAGUCCUGUAGGUAAUAGUGAUAGUUAUAGUCCUAGUGGUAGUGGUAGUAUUAGCCACCAAUCAGUGAACAACGUUCCUGCUGCAAAUGAAAGAGGCGAGUCACAGAGCAGCGCAGUCACAAAUAGCCAUAGCAACCACCAACAGAAAGGUGGCAGUAGUAUUAGCAAUAGUUCGACGGUAGGGAGUAGCGGUAAUGGUAGUCAAAAAACCGUUGUCGGUCAUCAGAAUCACCAUGGUGGUGGUGGAAAGAAGAAGAAGAAGCGGCGGAAGUGUCGGCCGCACGAGAACGAGGAGGAGCAUAAUUGCCAAAGGAGCCCGCUGGCGCUACGCAAGCGCGGCAAUAAUCUCAACAAUAAAAAAUGUCGAGAGCAGCUGGCGCUGCAACAACAGCAAAGAAGGCAGCUAAAAGCAAAGGGUGAGGAAAUACCCCAUAUGCCGCUGCCAGCGCCGUGUAAGAAGAAGAAAAAUGGAGGCGGCGGAAAAAAGAACCGCAAUAACCAAAAUCAAAAUUCCAGCAACCGAAACGGUCUUGGUGGCGAUACAGUGGCACCUAACAACCGACGCGGCAAGAAACUGAACGCCAAUAGCCGGCAAGCGGGUGGCGGUGAUGGAGCGGGCAAUCGCAAUUCCAGCGCGAAUCGCAAAAAAGGGCGAAACGGUGGCGCGCAAGUGCAAAAGAAAUUGAAGAAGCAACCAAUAGUGAAGAUCACUAGUACAACAGCAAGCACGACGCAAGCGACCAGCAGCAGCAGGCUCACCACAAUGGCUAGCACAACAACUUCGCAGCAACUAUUGGACAUCACAACAGUGGCAGCAGCGCUAUCAAUACCACCCACCACCACCGAAAUGAGCAGCGCUGAAGUGGAUGAUAGCUUGGAUCCGCGUGCUGAGGUGACGAGUGUGCGCGGUGAACGCGAGCGAGAACAACGCAACGUGCGCUAUACCAACUCGAUGGAAGGCGAUGACGCGCAUGUGGUCGCGGCAGCAGCGGCGGCGGCUGUGGCAGCUGACAUAACUGGCUCACGCGAAGACUCCACAGAAGCGGAUGUAAGUGAAGAGGAGGCAGAGCAUGAGGAGGGUAAUGUCGGUGGCGCGUCAGAAGAAGAAGAUAAUGAGGAAGCUAUCGACGAUAUGUACGAUGAAAGUGAAGAGAGCGCAGCGGCAGUGCCGCCCGUCUCAUCAGCAGCGGCGACAGUAGCGAUCAGUGGCGGUAGAACAACAGCGACGCGUGCCCAGCUACUCGGAGACACAGACGACUUUCUGUACUACGAUCAAUUCGAUUUUCUACCCUCUGGUCUGUGGAAAUUAUUAGCACUCUUCUGGCUGACGAAAUUGGCGCUGCGAGGGCGGACGUAACGUAUCAGAAAAAUUUGGCAAAAUUAAAAAAAAAAACCUACAAAUUUUUAAAGUACUGUGGAAACUUAUAAAAGCUGGGCUCAAACUACGGAAUCGACGAAAUUCUAAAUUUACAUACAAACACUUAAGUAAAUGUACAUACAUAUGUACAAAUACACUUACCUGAUCACGGGUAGCACGAGCUUUUAUAAUUAUAUAUUUACACAUACAUACAUACAUACAUAUAUUCAUUGCAAUAGUAGCGGCAGUUGUAAUACUGUACCGUUAGCUCUACCUAAUCAUCUGCUGCGUCACUAAUUAGUGUGGUUACGAUGGAUUAAAAUAUGCGUAUGUAUUUUGCUAAUUCAAAAAAAAAAAAAAAAAUAUUUACAAUUUUUCCAAAUCGAAACCUCAGUCUGAUAUUGGCUCGCACAUUUUCUACAUAGUUUUAUUGAUUUUUUUUUCACAAAAUAUUUAUGAAAUGAGAAAGUGUAGGCGAUGCCUGAAAAGCACAAUCUUAAAGCGAAAUUGAAAAAAUUGGAAACUUAGAUAUUAAAUCUGAAUACACUUAUGUGACAUACGAGUAAUUGCCUGUAGCUUAUUUACCAUACAUGAAAAUCUGUCAAAUGAAAAAAAAAAAAAACAAUUAAAAAUUAAUACCAAG